Molecule: messenger RNA, 1610 nt
Organism: Tripterygium wilfordii
Lineage: Eukaryota; Viridiplantae; Streptophyta; Magnoliopsida; Celastrales; Celastraceae
Product: amino acid transporter AVT6C-like
Exons: 5
Coding region: 59-1363 (434 amino acids)
Biological process (GO): amino acid transmembrane transport
Molecular function (GO): amino acid transmembrane transporter activity
Source: RefSeq, a predicted model, not a curated record
CUCUAAUAAUGUACAAAAAGACAACAACAUUAACAAAAAUACCCUCUAGCCGGAAUCCAUGUCGCCGACCGCGGGACUAAAUUCUCCGCUCCUGCCGGAUUCUCCAGUGAAGCGAGCAUCGGUAUCUGGUGCUGUAUUCAACGUUUCAACAAGCAUAAUUGGAGCAGGAAUUAUGUCAAUACCUGCAACAAUCAAGGUGCUUGGUGUGAUACCAGCUUUUGUGUUGAUUGUGGGUAUUGGUUGGUUAGCUGAGAUUUCUGUGGAGUUUCUCAUGAGGUUUACACAUUCUGGGGAAUCAAGGACUUAUGCUGGUGUCAUGAGGGAAUCAUAUGGGAAGGCUGGGUCACUGCUUGUGCAGAUUUGUGUGAUGAUCACCAAUUUUGGGUGUUUGAUCAUUUAUUUGAUCAUUAUUGGAGAUGUUCUCUCAGGAAAUCAACCUGAAGGAUCUCAACAUUUUGGUGUUUUGCAAGAAUGGUUUGGCGCUCACUGGUGGAAUACGCGACCUGUUGCGCUCCUUUUCAUUGUUAUCUUCAUUAUGCUCCCAUUAGUCUUGUUCCGGCGAGUGGAAUCAUUAAGGUUCAGUUCAGCCAUAUCAGUUCUCCUUGCCGUGGUGUUUGUGGGUAUAUGUUCAGUGAUGGCAAUCUCCGCGCUCUUUGAAGGGAAAACAAAGACUCCGCGACUGCUACCACAAUUGAACGGCAGUGCCUCCUUCUUUGAUCUUUUCACUGCUGUCCCAGUCAUUGUAACAGCUUUUACAUUUCAUUUCAAUGUUCAUCCAAUUGGUUUCGAGCUCAGCAAGACUUCUGAUAUGACUACAGCAGUCAGAAUUUCAGUCAUACUUUGCGCUGCCAUCUACUUCUCCAUCGGUGUUUUCGGGUACCUUUUGUUUGGGGAGUCGAUCCUGUCCGAUAUACUCGUGAAUUUCGACAGAAGUUCUGAUACAACAAGUGGUGCAUUCCUCAAUGACAUGGUUAGGUUGAGCUAUGCACUUCACCUUGUAUUGGUGUUCCCUCUGUUGAACUUCUCUUUAAGAGCAAAUAUAGAUGAACUCAUUUUCCCUAAGAAACCUCUCUUGGCAAGGGAUAAUAAGAGAUUCUUGUCCCUCACACUCAUCCUUCUAGUCUUGUCUUACAUAGCAGCAAUCGAAAUCCCAGAUAUUUGGUACUUCUUCCAGUUCAUGGGAUCAACUUCUGCAGUCUGCCUCGCCUUCAUCUUUCCGGGCGCUAUAGUUCUGAGGGAUGUUCAUCGCAUAUCGACAGCGAACGACAGAAUUACCGGAGCAGUAAUGAUAAUUCUGGCUGUAGUAACAAGCAUAAUUGCCAUUUUCACCAAUAUAUAUAGCCUAUUCACAAGCAAGUCAUAAUAUUUUUCAGGUUUUUCUAUGAUUCUACUCGUUUGUAGUCCAUAUGUGUAUCAUUUUUGUGCAGUGUUGGGAUUAGUUAUCUGUACUCUUAUUAUAGCAUAAGAGCAAGUUUGUGUGUAUUACACCCGAACCAUUAGUUGGAGUAGUAAGGAUAGUGUGUAUCACCUUGAUGACCAGGAUUCGAUUCUCCCUCCCCAUUUUAAAAAAGAAAAGAAGAAAAAGUCGUGUGUAUUUGGUACCCACAAGU